AGAGAGAGAGAGGUGUUAUAUAUGCCUUCACUUUGCUAGGGUUUUUGGUUGCCUCUUCCCCAAUCUUCCCCGAGAGCGAGCGAGAGAGAGAGAGAGAGAGAGAGAGAGAUGAAGACGAUACUGUCGUCGGAGACCAUGGACAUCCCAGAUGGGGUGAAGAUCAAAGUGAAGGCGAAGAUGAUCGAAGUGGAGGGCCCAAGAGGAAAGCUGACACGCAACUUCAAGCAUUUGAACUUGGAUUUCGAGCUGAUCACAGAUGCGGAAACGGGGAAGAAGAAGCUGAAGAUCGAUGCAUGGUUCGGAUCUCGCAAGACCACAGCCGCCAUUCGCACCGCUCUCAGCCACGUCGAUAAUCUCAUCAAGGGAGUCACCAAGGGCUACCGCUACAAGAUGCGAUUCGUCUACGCUCACUUUCCCAUCAACGCUAGCAUCACCAACACCAACAAGUCCAUCGAGAUCCGCAAUUUCCUUGGCGAAAAGAAGGUGAGGAAAGUUGAUAUGCUUGAAGGGGUUUCCAUUCUUCGGUCUGAAAAAGUUAAGGAUGAACUGGUCUUGGAUGGAAAUGAUAUUGAGCUUGUCUCUCGGUCUGCUGCCCUGAUAAACCAAAAAUGCCAUGUUAAGAACAAGGAUAUCCGGAAGUUCCUUGAUGGUAUCUAUGUCAGCGAGAAGGGAGCAAUAGCCGAGGAAGAGUGAUUAUUAUGUAGUAGCUAUACAUGGUGGUUUCUUUUUUUAACGUAUCAGGUAGAUGUGUUCUUGUUUAGCUUGAAGUUCAAUUUUGUUUUGUCAAGAGUUAAAUGCUUAAUAUGACAAUAUGUUUGGUUUACUACCAUUCAUUCAUAAUAUUCUCGGUGUUUCCUUGAAUGGGUUGUUUUUGCUGGAUUUUUGAAGCAUGUUGACUACAAAUGAUUUGAUUGCCAUGGAGCUUUAAAUUAUUAUUUGUUGA
Molecule: messenger RNA, 943 nt
Organism: Camellia sinensis
Lineage: Eukaryota; Viridiplantae; Streptophyta; Magnoliopsida; Ericales; Theaceae
Source: RefSeq, a predicted model, not a curated record